Messenger RNA from Emiliania huxleyi CCMP1516, 1155 nucleotides. RefSeq lists its product as hypothetical. Lineage: Eukaryota; Haptophyta; Isochrysidales; Noelaerhabdaceae. The coding region runs from base 1 to 1155 and encodes 384 amino acids. The record is from RefSeq and is a predicted model, not a curated record. The transcript has 2 exons.
AUGGAGACGCUGAUUGGCGGUUCGGAGCUUUGGAAUCUGGUGGGCGGCUGGCAGGUCGUCGUCACCGAUGGGCACGCGCAGCUGCCCGAAGGCAUGACGCGCCUGCCGGACCAGGCGUUCCACGGCCGCACCGCGCUCGUCUCAGUCGCCUGCCCGCACAGCCUCGUCUCCAUUGGCCGCUGGGCCUUCCUCGAUUGUAGCUCCCUGACCGCCAUCAGCUUCCCCGCCGGCCUCACGUCUCUUGGCUACGCCGCCUUUCACGGCUGUUCCUCGCUCUCCUCUGCCGACCUCCCCGCCGGACUCGCCUCCAUCAGCGACUUCGCCUUCCACAGCUGCGCCUCCCUCACCCGCGUCGGCCUCCCCACCGGCAUCACCUCCAUUGGCGACGGCGCCUUCCACAGCUGCUCCUCCCUCGCUUCCCUCACCCUGCCCGCCGGCCUCACCUCUGCCGGUGGGCGAGCCUUCUUUGCCUGCUCGUCCCUCGCCUCCAUCGCCUUCCCCGACAGCCUCGUGUCCAUUGGGAGCUACGCCUUCUCUGAUUGCUACUCACUCGCCUCCGUCGACCUCCCGGACAGCCUCGCGACCAUCGGCCAGGGCGCCUUCCACAGCUGCUCCUCCCUGACCUCCCUCGGCCUCCCGACCGGCCGCACCUCAAUCGGAGAAGACGCCUUCCGCGGCUGCUCCUCCCUCGCCUCCGUCACCCUCCCCGCUGGCCUCCUCACCGACGGUUUUAGCACCUCGAUCGGCCGCAACGCCUUCGCCGGCUGCUCCUGCCUCAACGACGUCUCCUUCUCUGCCGGCGGCCGCACCUCAAUCGAUGGGGGCGCCUUCUACGGCUGCUCCCUCACUCGCGUCACCGUGCCAACCACUGCCAAGGUCGGCGGCGACGCCUUCCCCUCCACCACCACCGUCCUCCGCCUCCCUCCCGCAAAGAUGCGCUGGUACGCGGCGGUGGGUGCGGCUCUCGCCUACAAGCGCUGCCGCUCCGGCCUUCUCCUCUGGCUGGAGCGGGCCAACAUCAGGCUCGGCUCUUACGGCCCGGAAGGCGCGGCGCGCAAGCGCGACCGCGAAGAGUUCGAAUGCGAUUUUGCGCCCAGCCAAGAGCAAGACGGCUCCUGCUCUGGCGUCCAGGACCUGAGCCGUGAGGGUAACUAG